Molecule: messenger RNA, 950 nt
Organism: Prosopis cineraria
Lineage: Eukaryota; Viridiplantae; Streptophyta; Magnoliopsida; Fabales; Fabaceae
Product: partner of Y14 and mago
Exons: 4
Coding region: 125-820 (231 amino acids)
Biological process (GO): exon-exon junction complex disassembly
Cellular component (GO): cytoplasm; exon-exon junction complex
Molecular function (GO): RNA binding
Source: RefSeq, a predicted model, not a curated record
AUGAGUAGAACCAGCUGGGAUGGGGAGAAGUAGGAGCGCGCUACAAUAGAAACAAGAGAGGAAUCCAACAUUGGAAAUUUGGAAUACGUAAGAGCUGAUUAUCUUUACCUGAAACUCACCAUCCAUGGCUACCACUAAUGGAGGUGACGAUCAACUGAAGCAGUUAGCGGAACUGAGCAAAACCCUAAAAGAAGGUGAGAGAAUUCUCGCGCCAAGCCGGCGACCCGAUGGUACCCUCCGGAAGCCUAUUCGGAUCAGAGCUGGCUAUGUUCCUCAAGACGAAGUCGCCAUUUAUCAAUCUAAAGGUGCCCUGUUGAAAAAGGAGCUGGCUUCACAAGCUGGACCUCCAGGUUAUGAUCCUUCAUUAGAUGCGAAACCCAAGUCUAAGUCGGUUAAGAGGAAUGAAAGAAAGAAGGAAAAGCGGCUUCAGGCUGCUCUUGAUAAGGAAAAGAACUUGGAAGAAACUGGAGAUGAAGAUAGUAGCAACAAAGAAGAACUACCCGUCAACAAUUCAGGUCACAUAUCAGACUCUGUCAUGUCAUUACGGUCUCAGUUGAAUGAAUUAGCUGUUUCUGGAGAUUCUUCCAUCGUUACCCCUGCAUCAGAGACCGCAGAGGGUUCAGACCCAGUGGGUAGUCAAGACAUAGAUAAAAGAAUUCGAGCACUAAAAAAGAAGAUUCGACUUACGGAAGCCCUGCAGCAGAAAGGUGCAGAGCAGGAUUUGAAGCCAGAACAGUUGGAAAAGCUAUUGAAACUAGAAGAUUGGCGCAAGGAGCUUAAGUUGUUGGAGGAUCAGAAGGCUGACACAACAGCAUCAUGAACAAAGUCUUAGAAAUUAGAAUGAUUAGUGUGUGUAAUUCUUGUCCAUGUUUUUUUCCUUGGUGAGAUAUGGUUCAUGUGGACACUUUCAUGGAAACGGAGUUCAUCUAUCAAAGAGUUCUUUUAAGUUA